GCCUGCAGUGCUGCAUGCUCAUGCUAAAGAACGCCCACCAGAGGACAUGCUGCUGAGACUCCAGACUUCUAGACCCUCACCUCCUGUAGACCAGGAUCACAGCUAAAACCUGACAGUCAAAAUGGAGGACUUUGAAUACAGUGUGGAGAUCUGUGACCGCGACUGGGAAUGCUUCUUUGCAGAGUGCGAAGAGUGUAACCUGCUUCCUCCGUCAUUAGCAGGUUUGGAUGAUUCGGGGAUGAGUGACAUGGAUGAUACAGCGUCCAUACUUGCUAAGAGGGUUCAGAAAGCCACCGCAACAGCAGGCUUUUCAGAGGCUGAUCGCCCCAUUGACGGCCCCCCAGACUGUGAGGGGUCUCCUGUGGAGCAUUACCUCAGCAAACAUGGCGUCGGUGGAAUGGAGAGUGUCCUUUCGGGCAGUGAGGAGGACAUACACCUGCAGUCUGUCAAUAUGUUCUUUGAAAGGCUGAAAAAUCUCACAGAGGCUGAGAGACUUGCUGAGCCAAGCCAAGUGAAAGUUGGAAAAAACAGAGAGGCAGUACUGGAGGUGGAACAGUGUAGUGAUGGGCAACAAUCCAGCAUCAGCACUUUGCCAAAAAACAUCCCCAAGUUAAACUCUCUGUCUGCCAGGGGUGAAACAGCACUUGGCAAAGAGACCACGAGGCCUGUCGACACCAUCAGCAACAUAAACACAAUGAAAAAAGUCAAGCCUGGCUCCACCAUUUCCCCUGAACCUGCAGCCAGUACAUCGGCGCUCAAGACUAACAAAUCCGCUUACCCUGAGUUAUUCAUUAGAGAGGAAGCCUGCACAGAAACCGGAGUAAAUGAGGUAACACUGUGUAAUCAGUCUCAUGACUCACCGGAUGGGGCUGUCUGCUCAGGAACAACACCUCACACAGACAAAGUGAUGAAGAUGGAAAUGCACACACCUCUGAAGGAUGUUGAGCAAGAAUAUAUGUUGACAAGUCAGUUAACUUUCAGUGAUAAUUCACCCAGUAAUCUAGAAGCGGUGACAGAUUUUAAAUGGAAGGAAGAACAAAACCCUACAGUUUUACAGUUAGACGCAACAAGCAUAAACAAAUCACCAAGCCAAGAAUCGUCUCCAUCUGCCUCUAUCAAAAGGAAGAGAAGGAAGAAGAGACGACUCAGCUUUGAGCCAGCUGAGAGUGUGCAUGGAUAUGAACGGCAGGUUGUAGUUAAGCCAAGUGACUCAGAGGAGGAGCAGUAUACAGGGAGAGGAGGAAGCGGUCUGUGUUUAUCUGAGGAUGUGAAUUUAUUUUAUUUAAAUGAACCACAAAAAAAUCUUGUGCCCUCUUUAUAUUCAGUCACAAGGAAUCUUCCAGUGAAGCUAUCUGCCAGGGAGAUAAAAGCAAAUGAUCUUUCUCACACUGUUCCUCCAUGUGACAGUCACUACCACUAUUUACCGGAGGGCAUAGUUAGACAGGGAAGGUAUAAAGCAACAGGCUCAGCUGAAAAUAAUGCACCUGAUGAUAUGUCAGUAACCCUGUUGAGUCAACCUGAUGACAGUGUAAUGUCAGUGGCAAAGAACAGCAGUACUGUGGUAACAAAUCUACAGCCAUGUGCCAAAUUACAAUCUGAGGAAUUAACUAGACUGAAUAGAUAUUCUUGGUUGCCAGAUUCAGUACCUGCCAGUGUAAAUGGUAAAUCAGACAUGGCCAGAGAAACAACAAACACUAAAAGAAAGGACACUCAUGCAGAGAGUCUCCAACAGCCUGAUAAAGUGAAUCAUUCCAUCAUUGGUUGUGAAAAUGAACAAAAUCUAAAAAGUUGUACAGCAGAGGUCAAAUCAAUAACUCACAGCAUUUUACCAAGCCCAGAGUCAAAUGAUCCCGCUGUGGAAGUCAGCCAAAAUGACAAACUAUCCGCUGCUAAGUCAGUCCUGGCUGUAGAGGCUGGAAAUUCUGGCAGAGACAACCAUGCACUGUGUCAAAGAGAGGCUGAGCACCAACAACAACUGGAAAUUGACUGUCACGACACAGACCAAUAUAGCUCUACACUGGAAAAGAGUCAUGCCUUCAGUGCAAAAUCCCAGCAAUUCAAAACCAGAGCCUGUCCAUUCUCAGAGGAGGUUUCCAGCAAAGUGGCCUGUGUUGAAUUAACAUCAGAUUGUAUCAAUUCAUCCCCUGAUAAAAGCUGUCUUUCUGAAAGUCCCUCCAGUUCAGAUACAGUACAGCAAAAAGACUGUCUGCUGGAGGUUCAGCCUUUAUCUAAUUUAGACAUUUUAUCAGAGAAAAAUGCAACAGCUGAGAGAGCACAAUUAACAGCAUCACAAACAAUGGCUGUUUAUGGCAGUAAUCCCUGCCAAUCUGGCGAAAUUAAUUUAACAGGCAGCAGUGAGAGAGAAACCAAAUUGUCCAUGUCUGUAGACUCAAUAACAAAUCCUUCAGAUUUUACACCAAUAUCAUCCUGUUGUACUCUGGACACAGAAUCUGUCUUGUCACUCUCAAACGAAAAUAUCACAGACUUGUCAGGAAGUUUUUGUUCAUCUGUUGGUCAAAAUGACUCUGGAAGUCAAGGAGAAAAAAACCCACUCAUUUUGGCAAAACAUGAGGAAGGAGAUGCUAAAUCUGGACCCAAAAGCCAGUCUGAAUCAAAUGACUCAACAGAAUCGAAAUGUGAUCUUUUGGGUGGACCAGAAAAUGCUGUCACAGCAUCCAUGGUUGAAUGCAAACCUAUACAGGCUCCAGAUCCAAAACAUUCAGUGUUUGCCAUGUCUUCUUUUUGGAAUGAAAUGGAGAAGCUGACAAUAAAUGACAUUCUGGGUUUACGAAUGAUCAGCAAAGCUGCUACACCUAUCUCCCUCCCACCUUUGCAAGAAAGCGAGGAGACCAGCAUGAUUGCUACAACUGAUUCAGGCUUUUUUACGCAAAUUGACGAGUCCAAGCCCGAGCAAAUGAAUGAGUGCAUGUCCAGUGUUCCUAAUUCUGUAGAGUCAAUGGCAAUCGCUUCUUCCUCUUCAAGAAGUGUUAUGUGGGAAAGUGAGCCUGUCCCGGUGAGCCUAGGUACGGAUAUUUACCCUGAGAAUAUGAUGUUGACAUCUAUGAGUGACAUUUCUCAACCAGUCCUCUCUGGAGCUGUUCAAAAAAGCCUCAGAAAGAUUUCUAAAAAUGUAAGUGUGCACAAUCUACAUGCCCUUGAGUCUGAGUCUCUCAGCUCCACAUGGAGAGGCCAAACUUUACAAACCUUAGACAAAGGAGUAUCAGACCAAUAUUUUCCUGCUGAACAUACACCCAAGCAAGACAAAGUUAUGGACUCUUUACCUUCUUCUUUUACAGACAGCUACAGAGUCUCUCUUACGGAUAUAUUUCAGUACCUUUUUGGUGGAAAUCAAUCAGUACCCAGCCAAACAGCCACAGAUAACAUAACUACCUUCUACACCGAUGGAAAUUCUGUCCCUGAAACAUAUGAUCAUUUUUUCUCUGAUUUUGAUACAGAAAACUUCUUCUGCCCUCUGAUCACAGCAGAUGAUCAGGCCAAAGACGAGUUGGUUCCUAUCUUUUCCUUCUCUCGCUCUGCUAAUAGAAAUCUACAGUUCCCUGAGGCUUAUGAUUACUUCUUUGCGUCCUCUUCUUCUGAUGAUUCUUCUGUUGAAUCUGAUGAAGAAGAUAACUGCAGUCCUGUGAGGGUGGUGUCUAGGUUCAGCCGUAAGGCAAGCGCAUCUCAGAUUUCUACAGAUGUUUAUGACAAUUUCUUCACAGAUAGCGACCUCAAACAGAAUUUCUUCUGGAAAACAACAUUCUCCUUCAGGAAUAUUAAUUUUACUGCAUCUACAGUCCAGAGGCAGACUCUUUCAAACUCUCUGUCUCAUGUACCUGUGAGGCAAAGUGGCACAUCCCUUCGAAGGAGAGUUUAUUCCAAUAAUGCUUUGGGAAAUCAAGAUGUGAUGUUUCCUGAUCCUCUUCUCUACCACCUUCAGGACAGGAUCUCCAGACAACAAGCACAGCAGCCUUUCAGAUAUGAGGACUUACAGACAGCUGUUGCAAAUCCAAGGCUGGAUGCCUCCUUUCUGCCUCUCAGACAGUCAGAUAUGUGUCUAGUUUGUAUCGCAUUUGCUUCAUGGGUGCUGAAGACUGCAAACCCACAAGUUGGAGAUGCCUGGAAGGCUGUUCUCCUGGCAAACGUAAGUGCUCUGUCAGCAAUCCGAUACCUGCGGAAGUACGUCAAGACGGAGGCGGCAGCCACUUCGACAAAACUGCACACUGCCCCAUCUCAGUGUUAAUCUCUCUGCGUCACCAUUGAAAUGAUCAAUUUUCCAGUGAACGCCUGAUAUGAAUGGCUGCAGGACCCGAGUCUGUUUAGGAAAAUGACAAAUGUUUCAUGUGCUGUUAAAUGUUUGCACAAUACAUUUGCACUAAAAUCAUUUUAUUAACCUCAAGUUCCACUGACGUCUCCAAAGAAUGGUAAAGGCAGAGGGUUUCAUUUAAUAACUCUUGCUCCUUUAAGGCAAGAUGAGGCAUGUGUAUUUAUCAAAUAGAGGGUUCAGACAUUUGUAAAUAAGGUUUCAGUAAGUCAGCAGCAGGUUUACAGAGAUGUUAGAUGGAUGUGAUAAAUGGAUUAACUUGAGGCGCCCAAAGAAUUUAGGAAGGUGGUUUUUAAGUAUAUUUGUUUCAAUUACAUUACUUUUAUGUAGCAGAAACUUUUAUACAAAGAGACUGUUGAAUAUUUUCAGUAACUGGAAAUAUUUUAUAAAAUGAAUGAGAUCACAUCUGCUGCAAUAUUUUUGCGAUAUCACAAUUUAACAAAACACCCUUAACUGUAAUUGUGUAAUUCAUUUGGGGGACUGUAUUCUGAGCCAGUAUCAAAAAUCUAUUUUAUGAAGGGCAUUUUAUUUUCAUGAUGGUAAUCAUGAGGACUGUACAGUAUUUUUUGAUAUGGGUUGCUCUGUGAGCUGUUGAUUUCCUCCAGUUUAACUACAGUAAAUAGCAUUUAUGGGU
Molecule: messenger RNA, 4955 nt
Organism: Lates calcarifer (barramundi perch)
Lineage: Eukaryota; Metazoa; Chordata; Actinopteri; Centropomidae
Gene: perm1a
Product: PPARGC1 and ESRR induced regulator, muscle 1
Exons: 4
Coding region: 122-4240 (1372 amino acids)
Biological process (GO): response to muscle activity; regulation of DNA-templated transcription
Cellular component (GO): cytoplasm; nucleus
Source: RefSeq, a predicted model, not a curated record